Ictidomys tridecemlineatus (thirteen-lined ground squirrel) is the source of this 2740-nucleotide messenger RNA. NCBI's taxonomy places the organism in Eukaryota, Metazoa, Chordata, Mammalia, Rodentia, Sciuridae. The record is from RefSeq and is a predicted model, not a curated record.
GGCGGUUCCGAGGCCCGCGAGCGUGGGCCAGGUCCUCACUUCUUGCUGCGUACCCGAGCGAACCGGCAGUCUCUGGCCUCCUCGCCAUGGCCAGCAGCGUCCCAUUGACCCCCAAGGGGUCCUUCCCGAGGUACCUGGAGCACCUCUCCGGGUCCGGCAAAGCCAUCGGUGUGCUCACCAGCGGCGGGGAUGCCCAAGGUAUGAACGCUGCUGUCCGUGCUGUGGUGCGCAUGGGAAUAUACGUGGGGGCCAAAGUGUACUUUAUAUAUGAGGGCUACCAAGGCAUGGUGGAUGGAGGCUCUAACAUUGUGGAAGCCAAAUGGGAGAGCGUGUCCAGCAUCCUACAAGUGGGUGGGACGAUUAUUGGCAGUGCCCGUUGCAAAGCCUUUCACACUCGAGAAGGUCGCUUACAGGCUGCUGCUAACUUGGUCCAGUGGGGCAUUACCAACCUGUGCGUGAUCGGUGGGGACGGAAGCCUCACAGGGGCCAACAUCUUCCGGAAGGAGUGGAGCGAACUGCUGGUGGAGUUGGCCAAGAAUGGUAAGAUCAGUGAGGAAGCCGUGACGAAGUACUCUUACCUUAACGUGGUGGGCAUGGUGGGUUCCAUCGACAACGACUUCUGUGGCACAGACAUGACCAUCGGCACGGACUCUGCCUUGCACAGGAUUAUGGAAGUCAUUGAUGCCAUCAUGACCACUGCCCAGAGCCACCAGAGGACCUUCGUUCUAGAAGUGAUGGGGAGACACUGUGGGUACUUGGCCUUAGUGAGUGCCUUGGCCUGUGGAGCAGACUGGGUGUUCCUCCCAGAGUCUCCACCAGAAGAGGGCUGGGAGGAAAACAUGUGCGUCAAACUCUCAGAGAACCGUGCCCGAAAAAAAAGACUGAAUAUUAUCAUCGUGGCUGAAGGAGCAAUUGAUACCCAAAAUCAACCCAUUUCCUCUCAGAAAAUCAAGGAUCUUGUGGUGAAGCAGCUGGGAUUCGACACUCGGGUGACUAUUCUUGGACACGUGCAGAGAGGAGGGACCCCUUCAGCAUUUGACAGGAUUUUGGCUAGUCGCAUGGGAGUGGAGGCGGUCGUUGCCCUGCUGGAGGCCACCCCCGAGACCCCGGCCUGCGUGGUGUCGCUGAGUGGAAACCAAGCUGUGCGCCUGCCCCUGGUGGAGUGUGUGCAGAUGACCCAGGAUGUACAAAAGGCGAUGGAUGAGAGGAGAUUUAAAGAUGCUGUACGACUCCGAGGAAGGAGCUUUGAGGGCAACCUGAACAUCUAUAAGCGACUGGCCAUCAAGUUGCCUGAUGAUCAGAUCACAAAGAGCAACUGCAGCGUGGCUGUCAUCAACGUAGGGGCACCUGCUGCUGGGAUGAACGCGGCCGUGCGCUCCGCCGUGCGAGUGGGGAUCGCAGACGGCCACAAGAUGCUGGCUAUCUAUGACGGCUUUGAUGGCUUUGCCAAGGGCCAGAUCAAAGAAAUCGGCUGGUCAGAUGUUGGAGGUUGGACUGGCCAAGGAGGGUCCAUUCUUGGGACAAAACGUGUCCUGCCUGGGAAGUUCUUGGAAGAGAUUGCUGAGCAGAUACGUGCUCAUAGUAUCAAUGCCCUCUUGAUCAUUGGUGGAUUUGAGGCUUACUCCGGCGCGAUCAUGAUGGCUAAUGCUCGUGACAGCCAUGAGGAGUUUUGCAUCCCUGUGUGCGUUCUGCCUGCUACUAUUAGCAACAAUGUCCCAGGCACAGACAUAAGUAUUGGCUCUGACACUGGCCUGGAUGCAGUCGUUGAGACAUGUGACAGAAUCAAACAGUCGGCCAGCGGGACCAAGCGUCGAGUGUUCAUCAUUGAGACCAUGGGGGGCUACUGUGGCUACCUGGCCAACAUGGGGGGCCUCGCAGCUGGAGCUGAUGCUGCCUACAUUUUUGAAGAGCCAUUUGACAUCAGAGAUCUGCAGUCCAAUGUGGAACACCUGACAGAGAAAAUGAAGACCUCCAUCCAGAGGGGUCUUGUGCUCAGGAAUGAGAGCUGCAGCGAGAACUAUACCACGGACUUCAUUUACCAGCUCUACUCAGAGGAAGGCAAAGGGGUGUUUGACUGCAGGAAGAACGUUCUGGGCCACAUGCAGCAGGGUGGAGUACCUUCUCCAUUUGAUAGAAACUUUGGAACCAAAAUCUCUGCCAGAGCCAUGCAAUGGAUCACCACUAAGCUGAAAGAGUCCUACGGCAAAGGAAAGAAAUGUGUUUCUGACGACUACAUCUGUGUGCUGGGAAUAAGCAAAAGAAACGUCAUUUUCCAACCUGUGGCAGAUCUAAAGGAGGAAACAGAUUUUGAGCACAGGAUUCCCAAAGAACAAUGGUGGCUGAAACUGCGGCCUCUUAUGAAGAUCUUGGCCAAGUACAAGGCAAGCUUUGACGUGUCUGACUCUGGUCAGCUGGAGCCUGUGCAAGACCAGAAUACUCAAGGGGAACCUGCGGCCAUCUGAGUGCUGUGCUGACCACCAAAAUGACAUGUCCAGUGAGGCCUGGAACUUACCGGGACCAUCUUUUUGUAACAUUUAAGUUAUUUAUCGGCACUUUAUGCAAGUAUUGUUGGCAGUAACAGCUAAUCAGAAAGCAUCAGUUACCAGUGUCAUCUUAUCCCAGUCAUCUGCGACAUGAACCCCUACCCAUUCCAGUGAGUUGUCUCCUCCCCCUUGUAUUCUAUCUCAUGCUUCAAAAUGUGUCUGUCUAGUGGAAUUAAACCUAUGACUGAAACCCUUAA